Molecule: messenger RNA, 1773 nt
Organism: Lachnellula hyalina
Lineage: Eukaryota; Fungi; Ascomycota; Leotiomycetes; Helotiales; Lachnaceae
Product: Efflux pump
Exons: 2
Coding region: 1-1773 (590 amino acids)
Biological process (GO): transmembrane transport
Molecular function (GO): transmembrane transporter activity
Source: RefSeq, a predicted model, not a curated record
AUGUCAGGAACCCCUUCUCAGCAGGUCCCCCUCUCCAAGGGGACGGACUCGGAAAUUUCCCUCCCCUCAAACGACACCCCAGUGUUACCAGCGCUUGAAACAGUAAAGACAGACUUUAAGCCCUCGACGAGUUUCUUGCUAGCAUUUGCAUCAUUGAUGAUCAUCACCCUCGCAGCAGCUAUCGAUGCAACCUCACUCAGUAUCGCCCUUCCCAUUAUCACCACAAAACUUCGUGGCACUGCUAUUGAGGCAUUCUGGUCUGGCACAUCGUUCUUGGUUACAUCCGCAGUGUUUCAACCGGUCAUUGCUGGCUUGAGCCAUGUUUUUGGACGGAAAGAACUCGUUCUUAGUUCGGCGUUGUUCUUCGCUGUUGGAUCUAUUGUUGCAGCGGUCGCUACAAACUUCACCAUGAUGCUUGUUGGGAGAUCCAUUCAGGGUAUUGGAGGAGGAGGAAUUCUCGCACUUGGUGAAGUUAUCAUCACAGACCUUCUUCUCGAGGAGGCAAGCUACCUUAUCUUGACCUGUGAUUCACUGGCUGACAUGUUUCCAGCAUAUUUUGGCUAUCUUGGAUCGAUAUGGGCGAUAGGCAGUGUAACAGGACCCCUUAUGGGAGGUGCCUUUGCGCAAAAUGUCUCCUGGCGUUGGAUAUUUUGGAUCAACCUACCAUUUAUUGGUAUCGGAACAGUCGCCAUCAUCUUCUUCUUGAAAUUAGACAAAUUGCCUGGAAGUAUCACAGACAAGAUCAAGACAUUCGACUGGGUCGGAUCUGUCAUUUUUGUUGGCUCAACGGUUGGGUUUCUCAUCCCUCUAACCUGGGGAGGAGUCCAAUAUCCCUGGGAUUCAUGGCGAACGCUUUUCCCUCUCCUCGUGGGUGUCGCUGGCAUUGUCGGCUUUGGAAUGUACGAAUACUAUCUUUUCCGUAGACGUAUCGCCUCCCAAGACAUGAACCCUAUCGAACCCAUUAUCCGCUUCAGCAUCUUCAACAACACCACUAUGCUCAUUACCUACUUCGAGACCAUUAUCCACGGCAUCGUCCUAUGGGCCCUUCUUUACUUUCUCCCUCUCUAUUACGAAGCCGUAAAAGGCUACACCCCCAUCAUCUCCGGUGUUGCCAUCCUCCCGGAAACCAGUCUUGUUGCGCCAAUGGCAGUGGUUGUAGGCGUCGUCUCCUCCUUGACAGGACGCUACAGAUGGGCUAUAUGGAUCGGCUGGUUCCUUGUAACCCUCGGCUCUGGACUUCUCAUUCUCCUGGAACCGGGCACCUCUAUUCCCGGGUGGAUUUUCCUCAACUUCGCAGUCUCAAUCGGCACAGGCAUGCUUUUCCCGGCCAUGGCGCUUGCUAUCCAAGCCGCUGGCCGUCCAGAAGAUGCCGGUCAUGCAGCGGCCUUUUACUCCUUCACGCGCGUUUUUGGUCAAUCUGUUGGUGUCGCGAUCGGUGGGGUUAUUUUCCAGAAUCAAAUCAAGCAGAAGCUUCUUUCUUAUGAAGCGCUAGCGCCUUUCGCGCAGCAGUAUAGCAAGGAUGCUACUGCUUUGAUCAGCGUCAUCAAAGGCCUGGCUGAGGGAACAGAUAAAACGCACUUGAUCAAGGCAUAUUCGGAUAGUUUGAGCACGAUUUGGAUGGUGAUGACUGCGUUGAGUGGGGUUGCGUUUGUAGCGAGUUUGUGGACGAAGGGUUUUAGUCUCACGCAAGAACAUAACACGAAGCAGGGCUUUCAUGCCGAGGAGAAGACUGCAGACCCUGAGGAUGGAGGUGCCUCUCUGCGGACUGGAUGA